AUCUUUCUUCUGUCCAUCACCACCUCCUACUCAUUGGAACCAACUUGGCAACAACGAGACGUCGUCGACCUACACGCGCCAUGUCCGUGCUUCUCGAGACUUCUGCCGGCGACAUCACCGUCGACUUGUUCGUCGACGAUGCUCCGAAGUGCUGUGAAAACUUCCUGAAGCUCUGCCAGAUCAAAUACUACAACUACUCGCCCAUUUACAAUGUCCUACCGAACUUCUCCUUCCAGACUGGUGAUCCGAUCGGCCCCGAGUCAAAGGAUAGUGACGGUGGAUGCGCCGUAUGGGCACUCCCUGAUGGCGGGACAAAGCGCCCAUCGAGGUCCGAUCGCGCGACGUUUAAGCCCGAGUUCUCGAGUAAGAGAAAGCACAAGGAGCGUGGCACGCUGAGCAUGGCAACGACGCCCUCCAAGUCGAAUCCCGACGAGCGCCUGGCGGGCAGCCAGUUUAUAAUAACUCUUGGCGAUGGUCUAGAGGAGCUGGACGGCAAAGCAGCAGUCUUUGGAGAGGUCGUAGAGGGCUUCGAUGCGCUAGAAAAGAUCAAUACCGCUUUCGUGGACUCCAAAGGCAGACCUCUGCAGGACAUCAGACUUCUCCACACUGUCGUGCUGGACGAUCCCUAUGAAGAUCCGCCGGGCCUCAUAAAACCACCAGGUAGUCCGCUGCCAUCUGAUGAGCAACGAGCAACGGUGCGAAUUGCCUAUGACGAAGUUCUGAAGGACGACACAGAUCCCGAGCAAAUGGAAAAGCUGCGAAGAGAACGUGAAGCGCGUGCGCAGGCUCUUACGCUGGAGCUCAUUGGAGAUCUUCCGUUCGCUGAUGUCACGCCACCUGAGCAGAUACUGUUCGUCUGCAAAUUGAACCCAGUAACACGAGAUGAGGACUUGGAGCUUAUAUUCUCUCGAUUUGGCAAAAUCUUAUCAUGCGAAGUCAUUCGCGACAAGAAGUCAGGCGAUAGCUUACAGUAUGCCUUCAUCGAGUUCGCUAACAAGGAAGAUUGCGAACGCGCCUACUUCAAAAUGCAGGGUGUGCUCAUUGACGAUCACCGAAUCCACGUGGACUUCUCGCAGAGUGUGUCCAAGAUCGCGGAUGACUGGCGAAGCAACACGAACUCGAAAACGGCGAGGUCUCGUGGGGGCUUCGGUGGCAUUGACAGCCUACAGAAGAGGAAACAGUAUCGUGAGGGCAGGGAUGGUGGCAGUGGGCGGCACUACGAUUAUGUGUUUGAUAAAAAGGAAAAGUCCAAACGUGAGCACACUGAGCGCGGCACCACCAGGCACAGAUCCCGAAGUCGCAGUCCCAAGCGACAAUCCAGAAAUGAGGGCAGAAGUGAUCGUGAUCGUGGUGAUGGCAGAAGAUCCCGUAGCCGCGACAGGUAUCGGGACCAUCAUUCUCGGCGGUAG
Sphaerulina musiva SO2202 is the source of this 1409-nucleotide messenger RNA. RefSeq names its product cyclophilin-like protein. The record is from RefSeq and is a predicted model, not a curated record. Lineage: Eukaryota; Fungi; Ascomycota; Dothideomycetes; Mycosphaerellales; Mycosphaerellaceae. Gene Ontology annotation, molecular function: RNA binding; peptidyl-prolyl cis-trans isomerase activity. The transcript is spliced from 2 exons. Gene Ontology annotation, biological process: protein peptidyl-prolyl isomerization. Bases 81 to 1409 code for a protein of 442 amino acids. Gene Ontology annotation, cellular component: nucleus.